UGAACUGAAAGUAUAAUUUAUGUUUCGUUUGUGUAUUUGUGCUCCUUGAGACGAGGGCUUUGAAAUAAGAGCAAGGAAAACGUUUAUAAUCAUCCGACUAAUCUUCCUCUCUUUUAAGCCUCCUUCUCUAUGCGCCAUGUGUCUGUGUCAGGCUGCGGCUGCCCACCGCUUCGCCCCAACCUUAUCUUAUCUCUAACGCAGCUCCUCCACUCGUUUCUUCUUCUUUCUUCCUCUUACAUCCCAUCGCCAGGAGAUUAGCCAUGGCGAGCAGCCGAGCACCACCACAACAGGAAAACGGAAGAGUUAGACGCCGGCCGUCGGCACCAACAGCCGGAGCUCCUCCGUUGCAUCGCUGGAGGUGGCAUAGCGCCCAUGGAGGGGAGCCAUGGUGAGGACCACCACAACAGCGGGGAACCGGGAGGUGAUGCCGCCGAUACGAAUGGCGCUCGUCGAUGAACGCCGGUGCUGCAACGCACCAACGCGUCCAUGGCCGCCGUACUCGAGCGACGGCGGCGGAGCUGAAAUGGAGCUGCUCGACGGCGGCAGAGCUGCAAUGGAGCUGCUCGGCGCAGGCGACGGAGCUCCAAUGGAGCGCUCGACGCCGGCGGCGGAGCUGCAAUGGAGCUGCUCGGCGCAAGCGGCGAAGCUGCAAGUCGCGGGCUACGUAGUUGCAAUGGAGCCGCUCGGCACAGGCGGCGGAGCUUCAAUGGAGCGCUGGACGCCGGCGACGGAGCUGCAAUGGAGCAGCUCGGCGUAGGUGGCGGAGCUGCAAGGAAGCUGCAAGUCACCGGCUACGGAGCUGCAAUGGAGCGCUCGUCGACGCCUACCCCCCCUGCUCCGAUGCACCACUCCCGCGAGGGGUCCCGGUGCUGCAGCGCUGCGCUUGUGGGUGGCUCAGUGCAGCGUCAUCGGCGGCUCUUGGGGGCAGCCCGUUGCAGUGAAGCGCUGCUGCCAUGCCUAGAGUCUAUGGUGUUGCACGACUGGCGGCGGUAAUGUGUUUGCAAGGCGAGGAACGGCUUUGCUGCAAGGCGAGGAACGAGCUGGGCCGAGCCUGGUGCUGCGAGCGAGCGCGGCAUGGCGGCUGCGACUGCGAGCUAGAUCAGGGCCGCUCGCUGGAGCUCACCGCGUCUAUCUCAGGAAUCGCGUGUGCGUGGGGAUUUUUUUGAAUUGGCUGCGACGCGAGGAAGACGAGGCCACGUGCGGUCUUCUAUUGUGUGAGAGCGACGCGGUCUAUGUUGACUAAUCCAACGUAUCGAGGGAUUUGAUCGGACGGUUGGGGACUCGACUGUCGAAUGAUUCGUAGCAGCCGCCUAAGAGCAAUCGUGAAUCCGUUUUGACAAGUUAAAAAAUUCUUCACUAAGUUUCAUCUAUUAAUUUUUUUUGCAAGGGUCAUCUAUUAGAACUUGAUACGACAAAGGAUAAAAUCAUCAAGUUUUAAUAAAUACUAAAACUAAAAACCCUAACCCCCAAUCAUAAGCCCUAAGCCAUUAACCCUAAAAUAGUAAACUCUAAACCCUAAAACAAACGAAACUUGGUAAAAACUUAAUAUUAUGUUGAGUGAUCUAGUUUCUUUUCCUCAACUAAUCAGCCCAUGAAUUCAACGGUGGGCCUGGGCCUUUUUUCCCCUUCAAAUCAAAUAAGGUCAAGUCAGCAGGUUUGUAAAAAAACGUAAGGAUUUUACGUGGGUGUAGCAAAGCUCAUCUCCAACCAAAUGGACAAAUGAGGCACGCAUGGGACCUCCUAUGCACGGGAGAAUUGCUUUUUUCUGUUCUUAGAGCACCUUCAACACUUUCCAUAUCCAUAAAAUAACCAAGGUUUAGAGGAAGUUGGGCAAGAAAAAAAAACUCUUCAACAGUUGUCGUAAAUGUUACGGGGUGUCGUGUAUUCUCCAAAACACCCCUUCCAUCUAGGGUAAGAUGCCUCUUUCCGUAAAAGUGCCAUG
Triticum aestivum (bread wheat) is the source of this 1942-nucleotide messenger RNA. RefSeq lists its product as uncharacterized. The record is from RefSeq and is a predicted model, not a curated record. Bases 386 to 757 code for a protein of 123 amino acids. The transcript has 2 exons. NCBI's taxonomy places the organism in Eukaryota, Viridiplantae, Streptophyta, Magnoliopsida, Poales, Poaceae.